AUGGCUUAUCUGGGAAAUCUGCCUAUUUUUGACCAUAAGUCAAGUGAAUGGUCAAUUUUCAAUAGUAGACUAACUCAGUUUGCGAAGAUAAAUCGCGUCGAAGAAGUGAACAAAAGUGGAAUCCUUCUCACCCAUCUUACGGAUGAAACGUAUCGCUUGGUACGAAACUUAGCGUACCCGCAAGACUUAGAAUCUCUAAGUUACUCGAAUCUCGCUAAAUUACUCGACGGUCAUUUCAAGCCAAAAAAAUGCUCAUUUGUGGAUAAAGAAAAAUUUUUUGGGGCAACCAGAAAUCCAGGCGAAUCAUUGGGAGACUGGGCAGCGCGAUUGAGAGGUCUCGCAAGCAAUUGUGACUUCGGCACUGCCUUGGAAACGAAUUUAAGAGAUCGUUUCGUCCUCGGCCUGGGCCCUGGCCCGGAACAAGAUAAGUUGUUCGAACAAGACCCGUCCACAUUGACACUGUCAGUAGCUAUGGAGCUAGCCGAGCAGGCGGCGUAUGCCAGGCAGGCGAAGGUUAUGUUGUGCACCAGCGAACAUGCUCCAAUUAAGGAGGAACCGGAAUACCGAGCGAAAUUUCAAGGUCAAGGAGACAGCGGCGCGGUUAUACGGCGUCCUAACGCUGACAGGACAUCAGCAGGUCGCGGCCAACCGAGAGAUUUUUCUCGUUGUUCGGUUUGUGGCUUGAAGAACCACCAAAGUGAUAAGUGCCGUUAUAAAAGUUACAAAUGUCAAAAGUGCGGUGAAAAAGGUCAUUUAAAGAAAGUGUGCGAUAGUGUCAAUAGAUCGCGGAUGUACCAUAUCGAGUCGGUAAGCGAACCAGAGCAGGUCAAGGAUUCGUCUUGUGAGGAGUGCUACAAUUUUAAUUUGAGGUAUGUGACUGAUAAGCCCAUUUCAAUUGAUGUAAUAAUAGGUAAUCAGUGUAUGACAAUGGAGCUGGAUUCAGGAUCAAGUAAAAGUGUGAUUUCUUAUAAUACAUAUAAGGAAAAAUUCUUAAAAUAUUCAUUACGUAGUAGUUCUGUAAAAAUGUGCUUAUACAACGGACACAAGAUUGAUCCAUUAGGUUAUAUUACUGUAGAAACCAGUUACAAUAACAGUACCAAAUUGAUUAAAUAUUUUGUUGUCAAAAAUGGGGGACCGCCUAUACUAGGUAGGGAUUUCAUGACCGCCUUUAAUUUUGUGAUUACUACUAAAUUAAAUUACAUAAGAAAUGAUUCCGAAUUGCAUGAGUUAUUAAAUAAAUAUUCGGCGUUGUGGCGUGACGAGUUGGGCGCAUUUAAUAACUUUAAAGUCAGUUUGCAGUUGAAGGCGAAUGCUGUGCCUAAGUUUUUUAAGCCGCGUACUGUACCCUUUGCCCUCAGAGAUAAAGUCGAACAAGAGCUAAACCGAUUAGUGCACUUGGGUAUCCUUGUUCCUAUUAAUUAUUCUCAAUACGCCACCCCCAUUGUGCCAGUUUUAAAAGAUAAUGACCAAGUUAAAAUCGCAGGUGAUUUUUCUAUUACAUUAAAUAAGGAUCUCAUAAUAGAAAAAUAUCCCCUGCCUCGAAUUGAAGAGGUUUUUGCCAAAAUUGGAGGGGGUGAGCACUAUAGUAAAAUUGAUUUGAAAAACGCUUACAACCAGUUCGUCCUAGAUGACGCGUCUCAGGAGCUCACGGCAAUUAAUACGCAUAAAGGACUUUUUAAAUACACUAGGUUAGUGUACGGCCUUUCUAGUGGUCCAGCCAUUUUUCAAAGGAGCAUGGAGACACUCUUAUCAGGAAUAGACGGGGUAAGCAUAUGGCUUGAUGACAUUUGUGUCACGGGCCUCGAUAGAAAUUCCCACAUGCAGCAGUAA
Messenger RNA from Parnassius mnemosyne (clouded apollo), 1830 nucleotides. The record is from the annotation of a GenBank genome assembly. NCBI's taxonomy places the organism in Eukaryota, Metazoa, Arthropoda, Insecta, Lepidoptera, Papilionidae.